ACUGUAGAGGUGAUUGGACAGUCAUCAUGUGAGAAAAUAUUAUAAAAUGCGCAGAAAUCCUUGAAAUCUGUUUGAAGUGCGCUAAACCGUUCCGCUUGUAACAUAUUAACAUUUCAGCCAUGAGUGGAUGUCCGUAUUUUCAACAGAAAUUCGUUUCAACAAGUAAACAGCAAACAGAAGAUGAAGAUAAUGAUUCUCAGACUGGAGUUAACAAAGCCAGCAAAGGAGGUAUUAUCUAUGGUGACUAUCUGAAGCUGGAUAAAAUCCUGACAUCUCAGGUGCUUCAAAGUGAGCUGAAGGGAAACAAGAUCCACGAUGAACAUCUGUUUAUUGUCACACAUCAAGCCUAUGAACUGUGGUUUAAACAGGUGCUUUGGGAGCUGGACUCAGUGAGAGAAAUCUUCAUAAGUGGACAUGUUCGUGAUGAGAGGAACAUGCUGAAAGUUAACACUCGCGUCCACAGGAUUGUGAUGAUAUUCAGACUAUUGCUUGAUCAGUUUGCUGUUUUGGAAACCAUGACCGCAUUAGACUUUUUUGACUUUAGGGAAUAUCUCUCGCCAGCUUCAGGUUUCCAAAGUCUACAAUUUCGACUGCUGGAAAACAAGAUUGGGGUGCCACACAACCAAAGGGUUCCCUAUGACAGAAGGCAUUACAGGGAUAAUUUCCGUGACCAGGAAAGCGAACAGCUCCUUCGCUCGGAGCAGGAAUCCACUCUGCUUCAGUUAGUUGAGCAAUGGCUGGAGAGAACCCCUGGCUUAGAGGAGGAUGGUUUUAAUUUUUGGGGGAAAUUGCAAACCAAUAUCUUCAAGGGGCUCGAAGCCGAGAAAGAGAAAAUCGAGCAAAAACCAGACUCCGAGAUGAAAGAAGAGAUGAUGGCAGAGUUCAUUAAGCAUAAAGACACUUUCUUAUCUCUCUUCGAUGAGAAGAGACAUGAACAUUUACUAAGCACAGGUCAGAGGAGGCUGUCCUAUAAGGCAUUACAGGGAGCCUUGAUGAUCUAUUUUUACAGGGAGGAGCCUCGAUUUCAGGUGCCUUUCCAGCUCCUGACGUCUCUGAUGGACAUUGACACCCUCAUGACAAAAUGGAGAUACAACCAUGUGUGUAUGGUGCACAGAAUGAUUGGCAGUAAAGCUGGAACAGGCGGCUCAUCCGGAUACCAAUACCUGCGUUCCACUGUCAGUGAUCGCUAUAAGGUAUUUGUGGAUCUGUUUAACCUGGCCACCUUCCUGGUUCCAAGACACUGGAUACCCAAGCUGAACCCGAAUGAGCACAGCUUUCUGUACACUGCUGAAUGCUGUGACAGCUCCUACUGCAGCAGCGAUGACUCAGAUUAAAGCCAUGGCACAGUGGGCAGUGUGUUACCAGUGGGAUUCACAGGUUUAAAGGGACACUCCAGUUUUUUGAAAAUAGGCUCAUUUUCCAGCUCCCCUAGAGGUAAACAUUUUAUUUUUACUGUUUUGGAAUCUAUUCAGCUGAUCUCUGGGUCUGGCGCUAGAACUUUUAGCAUAGCUUAGCAUAAUACAUUGAAUUUGAUUAGACCAUUAGCAUCGCUCUUAAAAAUAAGAGUAAUAAGAGAAGAGUUUCGAUAUUUUUCUUAUUUAAAACUUGACUCUUCUGUAUUUACAUCGUGUACUAAGACCGAUGGAAAAAUAAAAGUUGUGAUUUUCUAGGCAGAUAUGGCUAGGAACUAUACUCUCAUUCUGACAUUAUAAUCAAGGACUUUGCUGCCGUACCAUGACUGCAGCAGGCACAAUGAUAUUACGCACUGCCCGAAAAUAGUUCCCUGCUAUUGAAAGUUACCAAGAGGACUAUUUUCGGGUGCUGCGUAUUAUCAUUGCACCUGCUGCAUCUAUGGUACAGCAGCAAAGAAACGUCAUGCUAAAUGGUCUAAUCAGAUUCAAUGGAUUAUUGUAAGCUAUGCUAAAAGUGGUAACGCCAGCCCUGGAAAUCGUCUGAAUGGAUUUCAAAAUGGUAAAAAUCAAAUGUUUAACUCUAGGGGACCUGGAAAAUAAGCCUAUUUUCAAAAAAAGUGGAGUGUUCCUUUAAGUCUGGUUUGUGUCAUAUCCAAGGUGAAGAAAAUUGUUAUAUCAUUCUUACCAGGGGUAAUAUUUCUGUCAUCGUUUUGUGUUUUAAAGAAGUAUAUAACGUCAAUAUAACGGUAAAAUGAGAGGGCUGAAUUUACAAGAGAUGUCACCAAAAUCCCUUCAUCAUUGAGACUGUUGAUGCACUCGUGUAUAUACUGUCAAUAUAAUGUCAUAUAACAAAUACAUGUAAGAAGAUUAAGCGAUUUUUAUGUUGUAAAUAAAGAUUACACACAUGAUAUUA
Misgurnus anguillicaudatus (oriental weatherfish) is the source of this 2325-nucleotide messenger RNA. It is a transcript of the gene tdo2a, whose product is annotated as tryptophan 2,3-dioxygenase a. The record is from RefSeq and is a predicted model, not a curated record. Gene Ontology annotation, molecular function: metal ion binding; L-tryptophan 2,3-dioxygenase activity; heme binding. NCBI's taxonomy places the organism in Eukaryota, Metazoa, Chordata, Actinopteri, Cypriniformes, Cobitidae.